This is a messenger RNA of Gongylonema pulchrum, 234 nucleotides long. NCBI's taxonomy places the organism in Eukaryota, Metazoa, Nematoda, Chromadorea, Rhabditida, Gongylonematidae. The record is from the annotation of a GenBank genome assembly.
AUGUACAGCAGUUCCGAAGAUGACAGUAUCUUUGGUAGCACAGAUCGAAGCAAAGGUACCACCUCAUCAACGUUGUCUUUGAAUGAGCGGCACAAGAAAGGCAUCAUCAAUGGUUCUCACAAGCCAGACGAGCCACCGCCUCCCGCACCACCGCCGCCGGACAUCACAACGAGUGCGGUGGUCAGUGAAGCUGCUAUGCGCAAGGCACAGUGGGAUCGCAAAAAACAGCCCUAA